UCAAGAGAGAAAAUGCCAAUCGAUUUGUAUUACGUCCCGGGGAGCUCGCCCUGCCGCGCUGUGCGACUUGUCGCUGCCGCUGUCGGCGUUGAAUUGAAUCUUAAAUUAACCGAUCUCAUGGCCAAAGAGCAUCUCAAACCCGAGUUUAUCAAGAUGAAUCCUCAACAUACUCUGCCCACCUUGGAUGAUAACGGAUUUUACUUGUGGGAAAGCCGUGCCAUUUGCACGUACUUAAUCGACAAGUACAGCCAGGAUGAUUCUCUCUACCCGAAAGAUCCCAAGCAAAGAGCCAUCAUCAACCAACGCCUCUACUUUGACCUGGAUUGUCUGUAUAAUUCAUUUGCCGACUAUCUCUAUCCGCAAAUGUUUGGGGGAGCGCCUGCCGAUCCCGAAAAGCUGAAAAAAUGUUACGAAUCUCUUGAUACUCUUGAGAAAUUCUUAGAGGGUCGAAGUUACGUCGCUGCUGACCACAUGACCGUUGCAGAUCUCGCGCUCGUCACAUCUGUCUCCAAUUUUACGAUUAUCGAUUUCGAUUUGACUCCAUACAAAAAUACACUUGCAUGGCUCGAUAAAAUAAAAGCCGAAGCUCCAAAUUACGAGGGAACCAAUGGAGAAGGGCUUAAGGCAUUCGAAGCACUCAAGAAGCAGCUCAUGAAAUGAACAAUUUUAUUUACACAACUUUAACACACUCUUAUUUUUUCGACAAGUAUACGCUCAGAUGUUUAUAAACAAUAAUAAUCUUCCAUUAC
Phymastichus coffea is the source of this 749-nucleotide messenger RNA. Its product is annotated as glutathione S-transferase 1-like. Gene Ontology annotation, biological process: glutathione metabolic process. The transcript has 5 exons. The record is from RefSeq and is a predicted model, not a curated record. Lineage: Eukaryota; Metazoa; Arthropoda; Insecta; Hymenoptera; Eulophidae. Gene Ontology annotation, molecular function: glutathione transferase activity. Bases 13 to 660 code for a protein of 215 amino acids.